Molecule: messenger RNA, 1182 nt
Organism: Nematocida parisii ERTm1
Lineage: Eukaryota; Fungi; Microsporidia
Exons: 1
Coding region: 1-1182 (393 amino acids)
Source: RefSeq, a predicted model, not a curated record
AUGUUUAGAUUUGACCUUCCGCAUCUGUAUAGGAGACUCACAGAAAUAACAAUUAAGAGGAUUAUAACAAAUCGAGUGAACAAUUGGCUAGAAGGCAAGAUAACCAGGAGGCUCACUACUGACCAAAUUACGUUCGAUAUAAUACGGGGCAUUGUUAUUAUAGAGGGAUUAGGGCUAAACAGAGGGUAUGUUAGUUCUAUUAUUGGAGUAAAAGUGGCUGAAGCCAGGAUAGACCGAAUAAUAUUCAUGAGCAAUUGGUACAACACAGAUUUAUUCACAGACGUAAAGAUUUCUGGGGUGGAAAUUGCAGUGGGCGGAGUGGAGUGUAUAUGCAAAAUAUCUGAUCGGUGCUAUGCAUGCAGGAAAACAAGCACGCCAGAGAAUAAAGGCAUAAUUAUGAGAGUGCUUAAUAGUGUACUGGGGAGUAUAGCAGAAAGGGUUACAGCCAGAAUGAAAGUAAAACUAGAAAAAGUAAAAGUAUCAGUACGUUUAGAGACUCUAUUAAGCGUAGAAAUAAAGCAGAUGGACUUAAUCAAAGAAAAUGAGAAGUAUAAGGUAAAACUAGAAAAAGAGAAUAUUUCCAUAUCAGGCAUAAAGACAGCCAGUAUAACCAUAGAAGUAACCACAAAAGAUGACAUUCUAUCUAUACAGGUUAGUUCAUCAACUAUAAAUAUUUACAGUAGGGAAGUAAGUGUAAGUGAUUUAGUCCAAUUAGUGAGUAUUAUUAAGUAUGCAAUGGGAGAGGACAAGGAAAAUAUAAAAUAUGAAAAUAAUUCGAGAGUGGGCACUACAAAAAAAACAGAAAAAUAUAUUGAAAAGAGUCCUGUUGUAAAAAUAGACAUAUCCACGGAUUUAAGGGUGUGUGAUAUAAAGGAGAUUGACCAGUGCGUAUUAUCAUGCAAGAAUUUAAAAAUUGGAGUGUAUGAGAAAGGAGUAAUUAGAGUAUUUGGAACAUUUUUAAUUAGGGAGAGUACCACUGAAAUUAUUACUUGUAAGAGAGUGAAUAUCCUGUUGAAUGAUUCAAGUGAUUUUGGAGUGUUUGGCAGGAAGGUUCGGAUUUAUAUUAAAAGUAUAAAUUUAAAUAUUCACGAGCGUAUAAUAAUGGGACUGUUUAACUUGUACAAGAAAUUAUUCAAUUUAUAUGGGAAGGAAGAAGAAAAAAAGAAGAAAAAUCAGAAUUAA